Cynoglossus semilaevis (tongue sole) is the source of this 1262-nucleotide messenger RNA. RefSeq names its product SLAM family member 9-like. Gene Ontology annotation, cellular component: membrane. The transcript is spliced from 9 exons. The record is from RefSeq and is a predicted model, not a curated record. Bases 255 to 1262 code for a protein of 335 amino acids. Lineage: Eukaryota; Metazoa; Chordata; Actinopteri; Pleuronectiformes; Cynoglossidae.
GUUGAUGGAAAAGAGACCGGAAGCUGGAGUGCUACACCGGCGGUACAAUGAAGUAAUCUGUGCAGGUGGCACCUGCGGUUUACCUGCGCAGUUCCUGCGAAAAUCCUUUCUUUGAAGUUAUUUACAUAUAUUUAACCCAAACUUCCACGAGGAUCCUACUUGGUAUUUAUACAAUGACAACUCACAUCGCCCGGAAAAGUUACAGUAAGAGUUGCAUGACGUUUACAUACCUGUAAGAUUUGAGGUAUUUUGAAAUGGCUCGUUACUUCCUGACCUGCUGGUGUGUCCUUACCUGCAGCCUACAAGUUUUUGGACAGACACCAUCAUAUUUCCUCAUCGGGCAGACGUUUCACCUGAAGCCAAUAAUGUCGGAACAACCUGAUAAGAUUCUGUGGAAACACAAUGGCAAAAAACUGGUGGAGUUCAACGGCAAGGAGGAGCAUGUGUACGGCCAACAUCAACACAGAGCCACUCUGGACUGGAUCACUGCAGAACUCAAUAUCACACACGUCCGAUAUGAAGACACUGGGGUGUAUGAAUUGGAUGCCAGCAACAGCAACAUGGUGUAUCAGUUCUUUUAUAGAUUACAAGUCAUAGGUAAGGUUUCCAAACCCACCAUAACCUGCACUGUAAGAAAAGGCGACUCUGAUGAAAGUGGACCCGAGGCCACGCUGACCUGCUCUGCAGAGUCCACACGCUCGGAGUCCUUAGUGAAGUAUGAGUGGCAGUCGGGUGGAAAUGUGGUACCGGGCCAAAAAUUAACAAUCCCACUGGGAGAUGAACAUGACAAUCAGAUACACACUUGCCGGGUGAAUAACCCUCUGAGUAAUGAGGUGGAAACUUUUACUGCCAGGAGCUGCUACUCUGAUGGAGGUUUAUCUGUAGGGCUGGUUGUCGGCAUUGUGGUCGUCGUCCUUAUUAUUCUGUCAGUCGUUUUGGGCAUACUCUUCUGCAAGAGGGCAAGAAAGGGUUGUUUUGCAAAAACAAGCAAAGGUGAUGUGGAGAAACAGACUCCGAGAGGCAAAGAACAAGAUAAGAAGAAGAAAAUAUUUCACGAAGAGAAUUUGAAGCUCCUGACAGUUGGGGACAGUGGGGGCAAGAAACCUAAAUGGCCUCCUUCACCACUGGGACAGUUUUACAGUCCCGAUCUGCCAAAUGUGACUAGCGGAGAGAAAAGUCACACUGAAGAAGGUCAUGUCAAACGACGUGUUUCAGAGAUUGAAAAACAAUCCACAGGCAAGAAACCUGAAUGGUUGAAAUGA